This is a messenger RNA of Penicillium soppii, 453 nucleotides long. RefSeq lists its product as uncharacterized. The record is from RefSeq and is a predicted model, not a curated record. NCBI's taxonomy places the organism in Eukaryota, Fungi, Ascomycota, Eurotiomycetes, Eurotiales, Aspergillaceae. The transcript has a single exon. The coding region runs from base 1 to 453 and encodes 150 amino acids.
AUGAGAAAGCUCCUCUGGGAGGUGAUCCGGUUCAUGACAAUUUGGGAGAUUGUCAAGAGGCUCAUCAGCCCUGCUGAUUAUGCCCUUGUGGCUCUCUUCGGGGCGUCUAUGAAUCGUAAGUUCCUUCAAUUGGACUCUCCAGAUCAUUAUUCUUCGGUUGGUUUGGUGCUCUGUCACUCUCUUUUGGCACUGACAAAUAAGACAUUCGGCCUUUUACGUUGGACCAAGUCUUGUUGGAACUCUUUCCGAGGUGCUGCUACUCCUCGCGACGAAGAAAAGGCCGAUACCAAUGCAAACGUUUCUCCUCUGGCCCUCAAGGGAAAUCCCAACCUCCUGAGCAUCCAGAGGCUCCGGCCGACCAGGGUGGUCCUGCUCCUCCUGCUCGCCGAAGCUCCCGUAUUACAGUUAUGGCUCCUGUCCAUUAUACUUCCUAGGCAAACCCGGCAAGUUUAA